AAAAGAAAUUAAGUCUUUCUUGUGUUUCUCAGUUAAGAUAGUUUAUAGAAGUCGGAAUUAAACCUAAAGUGAAUAUAAUAUGGCCGCGUCCAUUGCACUUAUCUUUAUGUUUUACAUUGGAUAUUGCAAUGUAGUUUGUGGGAAUACAGAGCAAUGUACAGAUGAGACCGAUGUUUUGAUUUCAUUCGGUGAGACUUGCAGCGAAGGUGAUGGCAAUUGUCAAGAGUUUAUCUUUGAUGGGAAAAACCUGGAAGAUUUUGAGCGAGAUAUAGCAAGAUAUAUUGAAAACAAAAUAUUGAAACCCGCAAACGGUGGGAACAUACCUGAAGACUAUACCACAUCUUCUGAGUCAUUAUCUACUGACAUAGAAAUGACGUCUGAAGCACCAGUGAACACAACACAAGCUAGCACCGUUUCGGAAAGUCACCAAUGUUUCCGAGUCAUCUACUAUUUUCCAAAUAAAAAUCAAAUAACUGAUUUCGUUAAAAUCAACAAAACGAUGCCGACACUGACCGAAGCUACAAUAUGUGCCUGGGUAACACCACUUCCAAGCUCAACGGUUUCAGGGGCGUUAUUCAGCUACUUUACAGAGCAUAGUUAUCUCGGGAACACACUUCUACUAUUUUUUCCGAAAAAUCAGAAUGAGCUCCAAGUGCAUGUUAAUUAUCGGUAUGCAGAACUUGCACCGAGUUUUUUAUGGACGUCUCGUAAAAGAAGUCAUAUCUGUGUCGUUGUUUCAACUAUUACUGAUAAUGUAAAAAUGUAUGUAAACGGCAGCAUAUACGGACAACAAAAUUUUUCAUUCGCCAAAUCGAAUAUACCUGGGAAUGGGACGGCUAUAAUUGGGCAAGAACAAGACGAUAACGGGGGUGCGUUUGAUAAAAAACAAUCAUUUUCUGGAACAGUGGAGAAUUUUCUAAUGUGGAAUCGUAUCCUCGAUGAUAGCGAGAUCAAUAAAAUACACGCUGCAGAGUGUGAUUGUGAGAGUAAUUCUAUCUUGUCACCAACUCGUGAUUUGUUUGAAAUUCACGGGAACGUAAAUGCUACGUAUAAAGAUUGCUAAUCAACUUUAUCAUUUAUACAACUAAACCAAAAUAAAAUUCUGAAGAAGGACAUAAAAAUUUCAGAUGCUAAUAUGAAAAAGAACGGAAAUUAUUUACAGUAAAACAGUCGUACACAGAUCUCCCCGAACAAAGCUACUUUGCAGUCUGCAUGUUUAAUAACAACAUCACAUUUGUCGCAUUUUAUUAUCCAAGAUAAUAUUUGUACGUAUUUAGUGGAUAAUUUAGCUAUACGAGGACUAUAAUUUGUUGUGAAUAAUAAAAUUAAUCUUUGAAUGUUGCAGUACAUAACUUUGUGAAAAAAUGAUUAAAAUUUAGUAUUUAACACGUUCUGAUAUUUUGUUCGUAUAAACAUUGAAGUUGAACUAUACGCAUGGGCAAUUUCAGUAUAUAUGUUUGAUAUUUCUUUACUUUUCUAUGUAUUUAUAUAUUACUUGCUUUGUAUUUAAACGGAAAAUCAUAUUAAACAACGCUGAGACC
Messenger RNA from Styela clava, 1541 nucleotides. Lineage: Eukaryota; Metazoa; Chordata; Ascidiacea; Stolidobranchia; Styelidae. The record is from RefSeq and is a predicted model, not a curated record.